This is a messenger RNA of Clonostachys rhizophaga, 1587 nucleotides long. NCBI's taxonomy places the organism in Eukaryota, Fungi, Ascomycota, Sordariomycetes, Hypocreales, Bionectriaceae. The record is from the annotation of a GenBank genome assembly.
AUGGAGGAGUUAGUGCUGGUUCGCAACCUUCUUUCGUGGCUCUGGUUCUUCGUCAAAUCGGUUUUGAUUUACCCUCUUGUAUCGACUCUGAUACUAAUCAUUACGGUUGCCGCCUACCGUCUAUUCUUCCACCCGUUUUCUUCAGUCCCAGGACCACGGCUCGCAGCAAUCUCAAGCGUGUGGUAUGCAGUACAAAUACGGAAUGGGCAGGCCGCCGCACUUGGAAAAUCUCUGCACAAAAAGUACGGACCUGUCGUACGCGUAGGCCCUUACGAGCUCUGGUUUAAUACCAAAACUGCCUUCAAAGCUAUUUACAGCAAUGGAAGCGGAUUCGAGAAGUCUGAUUUUUACUUGGGCACGACUCUUUCAAAGCCAGUAGUUGAUUGGAAACUACAAGUUCACUCAGUUGACAGUCUAGAUCUGUUGUCUGAAAGAGAUAUGAAGCGAUACCGGAUGCAGAGACGACUUAUUGGCCCAGUUUACCGCCCUGCAAAUGUAGCAAGGCACGAGGCUUCUAUUGACCGAGCUUUAGGCCAAGUCUUGUCGCGCUUUCGAGAGAUGAAUGGUCGCGAAUUCGACCUUAAGGAAUGGGUGCACAUCACUGUUGUCGAAUGCCUCGGAGCAAGUGUUCUAUCCUGGUCUCCAGGCAUGUUGAAAAAGAACACCGACUGGGCCACGAGCACCCACAGCUACCAGGGCUGGAGGCGCAAGGCGGUUUUCGGAAUAUUCCCCAUGGCCGCCAAACUACAACUCCGCUAUAGGUCAUUUGGGAGGAUUUUCGGCAACGCCUGGAACUUGACUUUCCAGCCUCCACCCAACUUUCGGGCAUUCUUCCCAGAUGUGAAUAAGAGAGUGUCUAAGCGGAUAAAGGCAUUUCACCGGGGCGAAAAGGGAUGCCAGGAUCUGGCGGAGGAUUUGAUUCAGCUUCACAGCGACAAGCCUGAGUUUUCGGACUCAUAUCUGCGCAAGAUGAUCAUCACAAACUUCGGUGCUGGGCAUGAGACCAUGGCAUCGACCGUUAUUUCUCUCAUCACAAUGCUUGGCUUGUACCCGAAUGUUUAUGCCCGCCUGGCAAUCGAGCUGAGACAGCACUUUGGAGAUGGCACUGCCUCAUGGGCAAGUGCAUCCAGUUUACCAUAUUUGCAGGCUGUUAUAAAAGAGUCUCAGCGGCUGAACCCAGUCGUCUCAAUGUCCCCUCCACGUAAAGUACCAUCGCCUGGUAUAUGCCUGGACGGUUAUUACAUUCCGGCAGGGGCAACUCUUGGAUGUAACCCGAUCGCGCUUCACCGUAAUGAAGACAUUUGUGGGCCAAAUCCCGACUUAUUCGACCCUGAACGAUGGCUGAAGGAUGAUGGGCGUGCCAAAGAAAUAGAAAUGCACAGCCUUAGUUGGGGCGGAGGCGCUAGGACUUGCCCGGGUCGCCAUUUGGCAGAAAUGAUGGUGUGGAAGAUAGUUGCAGGAAUAGUGAUGGCUUUCGAGAUCGAGGUCAUAGUGCCCCCGGAAAGAGAGAUGCCAGCAUACUUCUUGUCAAUGAUGACGGGGGUCAAGGCACGGCUUCACCCUGUUGAUCAGGGGACAUUUAAUUAG